Drosophila grimshawi is the source of this 1039-nucleotide messenger RNA. RefSeq lists its product as uncharacterized. The record is from RefSeq and is a predicted model, not a curated record. The coding region runs from base 13 to 870 and encodes 285 amino acids. The transcript is spliced from 3 exons. NCBI's taxonomy places the organism in Eukaryota, Metazoa, Arthropoda, Insecta, Diptera, Drosophilidae.
AGAUUCGUGAAAAUGUCGACCUUAGAGGUCCAUCUAAAUAAUAUUGCGUUGAAUAUUAGCAAUCCCGUGCACCCCGUCUGUUGGGAUGACUUUACUCGUGUCAAAGAGCACGUGCUGCAUAUUAUGCGCCUGCAGGAUUCAGACUUUCGUCAGAUAUGCCAUAAGGAUAUACUCUUUGGGAGUAUGGCGCAUGGUAUAAAAGCUUGCAUCCAUCUGGUGGAGGACAGGCAGCUUCCCGAAUAUGCGCAUCUUGACUUUUCCGCGGCCUACUACGAUAAAAGGAUUCUUGAUCGCUUAGCCAAUAAUAAUCGCAGAUUUCUGAAUCGCGCCUGCCUCCAGAAUUGGCUGCAGAAUGUCUUUGUAAAUGCGCUGGACAAGUAUGGCAACACGGUGAACGGUGCCUUGGGGAAAUACACGCUGGGCUACAAGUGGCGUGGCAUAGCCCAUACCAUUGAGGCGGUUUCGGAGUUGCGCUCAUUUUGCAUUGACUUUGUGCCGGCCGUGAAGAUUGAUCUUUCGCCCGAAACCUUGCAUGCACUACCAAAGGGCACCAGUGGUCCGGAUAAUACGAAUUGUUUCACGUUCAUAAUGAGCAAUGAGCAGGCUGAGCUGCAGAAUAUGGCACGUUUCGGUGAAAAUGUGAGAGAUGCACUGCGUCUGCUGCAAGCCUUUCGCAAAUGCCAAUGCUGCGCUGCUAUCGCUUUGUCGCCCUGGACAUUUGGCUGCCCAGGCGUCGGGGUCUCACCACUGUCGCCCAAAUGUCUGUCUCUGAGGUCUUCCUCACGUUGCUGUCUGAUCUGUGUGAUGCAUUCAAGGCGAAUCAUCUGCCCAGUGCCUGGCACUCGCAAAUUAAUCUAUUGGACACCCUAACGCCCAGCCAGAUGACGCAGUAUACCAACAAACUUCAUUUGGCCUAUCACAAGCUCAAUUCUUAUAGGUUCGAUAAAUAUCUAAGUUAUGCAACUUGUGCCAAACACUUUAAGCAGCAUUCAGCUGGCAACCUUUACAUUUACACUAUUAUUAAUAUUAUUUUGACCAA